This is a messenger RNA of Drosophila montana, 4769 nucleotides long. It is a transcript of the gene Dp1, whose product is annotated as satellite-binding protein 1 Dp1. NCBI's taxonomy places the organism in Eukaryota, Metazoa, Arthropoda, Insecta, Diptera, Drosophilidae. Gene Ontology annotation, molecular function: mRNA binding. Gene Ontology annotation, cellular component: cytoplasm; nucleus. Bases 210 to 4100 code for a protein of 1296 amino acids. The transcript has 7 exons. The record is from RefSeq and is a predicted model, not a curated record.
UGUGGCAACACGCUGCAUUUUGCCACGUUCGCUCAGUUGCUCAUUCAUUCACUUUACUUGGAGUUGAUAUCCGUUUCGUCUGGAGACACGCCAAGUUGAUCAAACUGGAUUUUGUUAAAGGACAAAUAUAGGCCGGAUUUUUUGGAUUUUACAGUACAUGUUACUGUAACGACUUGGAACGAAAAAGGACUCUUCUCUUUUUUUAAGUAAUGCAAGCAGCAGUCAUGGAGGAAUCUAACGCAACUAACAUUGAGCAACAACCAAACGCACUCAACAAUGGCCAGGAGCUGGUGUCGUCCAACGAGCAGCCAUCGUCGCCCACUCCGGUGGCCACGCCCACUAGUAGCACCGGCACUGGCAAUGCCACGCCCGCAUUUAGCUAUGACGAUCUGUUCCCGGCUCUGCCGACGAACUCAUCCGCAGCCGCGCCCCUUGGCCCCGCUGCGCCGGCAAUUGCGCGUGUGACCAGCUCGCAGAAAACUCAGGUUCUGCAUGUGCCCAUGGAGGAGCGCAAGUCGACGGAAUCUGAGAAAUUUGGCGAGGGUGAGUCGAAGCGCAUUUGCCAGCAGAUCACGAAGGAGACUGGCGCCCAGAUUGAGAUUGUCAGCGGCAAGAAUCAAUCGCUCACGUUCCUGAUCAAGGGCAAGCAGAGCGAGCUGCUCGAUGCGCGUCGCAAGAUCCUGAUGAGCUUCUCGACGCAGGCCAGCCGCCAGGUGAACGUACCCCGUGAGCAUUAUCGCGUCAUUCUGGGCAAGCGCGGCGAACGGCUGCGUGAGCUUGAGCGUGUCACCUCGACGCGCAUCAAUAUACCCCAUCAGGGUGAUGAGAGCGAUGUGAUUACCAUUGCCGGCACCAAGGAGGGUAUCGAACGUGCCGAGCAGGAAAUACGCCAAUUGUCCGCGGAGCAAUAUAAAAAGUCAUCGGACCGGACGACGGUGCCGAAGAUCUAUCAUCCGUUCAUUGUGGGCCCCUACAAUGAAAAUCUGAACAAGCUGCAGGAGGAGACGGGUGCCAAGAUCAAUGUGCCACCGCAGCAGGUGCAAAAGGAGGAGAUCAUCAUUUCGGGCGAAAAGGAAGCAGUUGCCGCCGCCAAGGCAAAGGUGGAAGCCAUCUACAAGGAGAUGGAGAAGAAAUGCUCAACGGUUAGCGUUGAGGUGGCCAAGCCCCAGCAUCGCUAUGUCAUCGGACCCAAGGGCUCCACAAUUGCUGAGAUCCUGCAGCUCACUGGCGUCUCCGUUGAGAUGCCGCCCAAUGAUUCGAUCUUAGAGACGAUAACGCUGCGUGGACCCCAAGUGGCGCUGGGUAAUGCACUAACCGUGGUCUACCAGAAGGCCAACUCGGUGAAAUCGGUGGAGAUCAAUGCGCCGCAUUGGAUACACAAGUAUGUGAUCGGACGCAAGGGUGCCAACAUGAAGCAACUCGAGGAGGAUUGCCCCAAUGUGAAUGUUAACUGCUUGGAGAACAAGAUCAAGCUGGAGGGCGAUCCCGAGAAUGUGGACAGGGCUGUCUCCUAUCUGAAUGACAUCAUACGCAACUAUGAGGAGAACUUCACGUACGAGGUGAUGACCGUGAAUCCAUCGUACUACAAGCAUAUUAUUGGCAAGGCGGGCGCCAAUGUGAAUCGCCUCAAGGAUGAACUGAAGGUGAACAUCAAUAUUGAAGAGCGCGAGGGCCAGAACAAUAUACGCAUCGAAGGACCCAAGGAGGGUGUGCGCCUGGCGCAGCUUGAAUUACAAGAAAAAAUCGACAAACUGGAAAAUGAAAAGUCAAAGGAUGUGAUCAUCGAUCGUCGCCUGCAUCGCUCCAUUAUCGGCGCCAAGGGCGAGAAGAUUCGCGAGGUGAAGGAUCGUUAUCGCCAGGUAACAAUAACGAUACCCACACCCCAGGAGAACACCGAUAUUGUGAAACUGCGCGGACCCAAGGAGGAUGUGGACAAAUGCCAUAAGGACUUACUGAAGCUCGUCAAGGAAAUCCAGGAGUCAUCGCACAUCAUCGAAGUGCCAAUUUUCAAGCAAUUCCACAAGUUUGUCAUUGGCAAAGGCGGCGCCAACAUCAAGAAAAUCCGCGACGAGACCCAAACGAAAAUCGAUCUGCCCGCCGAGGGCGAUACCAACGAGGUGAUUGUCAUUACUGGCAAGAAAGAGAACGUACUGGAGGCCAAGGAGCGCAUCCAAAAGAUUCAGAACGAACUCUCCGAUAUUGUCACCGAAGAGGUGCAAAUUUCGCCCAAAUACUACAACUCCAUCAUUGGCACCGGCGGCAAACUGAUCUCCUCCAUAAUGGAGGAAUGCGGCGGCGUCACAAUCAAGUUCCCCAACAGCGAUUCCAAGAGCGAUAAGGUGACCAUUCGCGGUCCCAAAGAUGAUGUGGAAAAGGCUAAGGCCCAGCUGCUGGAGCUGGCGAAUGAGCGGCAGCAGGCCUCGUUCAGCGUUGAGGUGCGCGCCAAGCAGCAGCAUCAUAAAUUCCUCAUUGGCAAGAAUGGUGCCUCCAUACGCAAGAUUCGGGAUGCGACGGGUGCACGCAUCAUCUUUCCCUCAAACGAGGAUAGCGACAAGGAGGCCAUCAUUAUUAUUGGCAAGGAGGAGAGCGUGAACAAGGCCAAAGAGCAGCUGGAGGCGAUCAUCAAGGAGUGCGAUGAGGUUACCGAGGGCGAGGUAACCGUCGAUCCCAAGCACCACAAGCACUUUGUGGCCAAGCGCGGCACCAUCUUGCAUCGCAUCUCUGAGGAGUGCGGCGGUGUAAUGAUAUCCUUCCCACGUCCCGGCACCAACUCCGACAAGGUGACAAUCAAGGGCGCCAAGGAGUGCAUCGAGGCGGCCAAGCAGCGCAUCGAGGAGACUGUUGCCGAUCUGGAGGCGCAGACAACCAUCGAGGUGGUCAUACCCCAACGCCAGCAUCGCACCAUAAUGGGCGCACGCGGUUUCAAGGUGCAGCAGGUCACCUCCGAGUUCGAUGUGCAGAUCAAGUUCCCCGAUCGUGAUGCCACCGAACCCGUCGAGGGUCUGACCAACGGCGUCAACGGUGACGGCAGUGAGGGCGGCGCCGAGGGUGAGCCCAGCGCGGAGCCGGUGCGUCAAUGCGAUGUUAUUCGCAUCACCGGACGCAUCGAGAAGUGCAAUGCGGCCAAGCAGGCGCUGAUCGAUCUAAUACCAAUCGAGGAAGAGCUGAAUGUUCCUUUCGAUCUGCAUCGCACCAUCAUUGGACCGCGUGGCGCCAAUGUGCGUCAGUUCAUGUCCACGCACGAUGUCCAUGUCGAGCUGCCGCCCAGCGACCUCAAGUCGGACAUCAUUAAGGUCUCCGGCACGCCCGCACGCGUGGCCGAGGCACGAGAGGCGCUCGAGAAGAUGAUUGAAGACUAUGAGGCAGAUCGUGCUGAUCGCGAGCUGCGCUCAUUUGUGCUCCAAAUAGAGGUCGAUCCAGAGUAUCACUCCAAGCUAAUUGGUCGCCAGGGCGCUGUCAUUAAUAAGCUGCGCGCCGAUCACGAUGUCAACAUCUCGCUGCCCAAGCGUGAUGAUCCCAAUCAGCGUAUCAUUUCCAUUACCGGCUACCAGGCCAAGGCCGAGGCAGCACGCGAUGCCAUCUUGGAAAUUGUCGGUGAAUUGCAGACGCUGCAUCGCGAUGUCAUCGAAAUCGAUACGCGCAUCCAUUCGCACAUUAUUGGCCAUCGUGGACGCACCAUUCGCAAGAUCAUUGACGAUUACAAGGUGGACAUCAAGUUCCCAUCUGCCGAUGAUCCUCAAGCCAAUCCGAAUGCUGUGACCAUCAUUGGCAAGGAGGAGGAUGUCGAGAAUGCCAAGGAAAUGCUCCUGAGCAUGGCCGAGGAUUAUGAGCGCGAUUAUUUGGAGAAUUUGCCGCCAUCACCGCAACCGCAGACUGUGGGCGCCUUCCUCACUGGCGGAGCCGGCGCCAGUUCCGGCUCUGGUGGUGGCACCAACGAGAACGGUUUCAUCAUCAAGGAUGCACCGUGGGAGAAGAAACAGCAGGCCAAGAAUCUAACUGCGCCCAAUACCCAAUCGCAGGAGGAUUUCCCGGUCUUCGCUGCUGGCGGUGCUCCAGUUGCGGCCACGCCCAUUACCUCCGUGUGGGGACCGAAGAACUAAGCAGUAGUCCAAUCAGCGGCAGCCGCAGAGUGCGACGGGGAUUUGGGUAACGGAACGAAACAGAACGGGCGGGCGUACUGUCGGGCGUUGAGCAGCAACAGCAGGCGUGCUCGAACGGAGUCCUUAGUCGAAAACUAGUGUCAAAAAUGGUACAGGUUGUCUCUCUCUCUCUCUCACACUCACUCUCUUUUCCCUCUCAGUCACUCUCUGUCUCUCUUCUUCACUCACUCCCAGGAGCUUUUCUACAAUGCAAUUCAAAACAAACGACAAAUGAUAAAAACUAUUUUUGUAUAAUUUGAUACAGAGAAACUCUGACCCCACACUCACACACCAAUACACACACACACACACACAACAUGCUCAGACACUUGAAAUUGCAUUUAUACAAAGAAGAAAAAACAAAAAUCAAAAAGAAACUUUAUAUUAGCGCCAGAUUUUGCUCCCCUUUGUCCUUGUUCCUGCCCAUUUGUUGCUUUACCCUCCCGCCCCCAAUCCUCAACAUAUGACUUAAAUGCCAAUUUCUUUUUAUAACCAUAUUUCAAUGCAUAAUAUUCUAAUUAGUUCAAGCUACUUAACAUUAAGCAGAAAGUUCAACAAAUGUUUUGUUAAAAGUGGUUGCAACAACAAAUUUAAUUGAUUGAAAACAUGAUAUUUUAUGAAAAACAAAAA